CCCCAAGGAAGCCUACAGCAGUUUAUGUGUCAAAAAUAAGUGACAAAAUGUAUAAUGUGUCUUGGUUAAUUGAACAGCCUCAGGAAUCUGUUAAUGUAACUGUGUUUUGGUGCCUGAAUCAGAUUACCUCUUCUAAAAUUGAAUGCAGAGAUGAAGGUGAAUGGAUUACAGUUGCAAAUGAAGGUUAUGUUUUGGUAAAUUACAGUUUUGAACAACUGCCUGUUUUUGCUGCUCAUGUCAGCACAGAAGAAGGGAGAAGUUCUUUAACAAAAGCAGAAUGUAUAUUCAUGCCUAGAAAAUCCAUAAAACCUCAGAAACCUUAUGUUUAUUGGUCAGAAACUAAGUUUUCUCUUACAUGGCCUACUCUGCAAUGUUCGGACUGGAAUGGUAUACCCAUUGCUUAUGUGCUGCAUUAUGCAGAGGGUAAGAAUUGUGAAAAUGGUAAGAGGAAAGAAUUUCCAGUGAAUGAGACAAAAGCAGUUGAAAAUGUUGUCAUCAUCAAUGGCCUAUCACCAGACACAGAAUAUUCAGUAUGUAUACAAGUGAAGACAAAGCAUGGACUAAGUCUAAUGAGUGACACCAUAACAGGAGUAACUAAAGACACAGAUUUGAGUGAGAUUUACCUAUAUUCGUUCAUGUUGUUGGCGACAGUUCUAUUAAUUACAUCAGGCUUGUUUAUAUAUAUUAGGAGCCACUGCAAGUAUGUUACAGCAAUUGAAGUUACCACAAUAGACAGGGUUCCCAGUUACACUGAUCUGGACUACAAUUACGAAAAAAUUAAAGAGGGUGAAAAUCAGCUAAUGGAUGGUAGUAAAUACACGUUUCAUCAAACUGGUGAAUCAGGUUAUUAUAGUUUCGACAAUUCAUCAGGGACUGAAAAAUCACAUUUUCCAAGUCAAGAAUUUUUAAAGUCAACAAUACAUUUUCCUGAUUAUUUACAAGUUAAUGAACUGACAGGAAAACUUCUGGACAAAUCAAAGGAUGUUGAGAAUAUCAAUGUUAAAACUGCCUUUCUAUGGAGUAAAAUAGAUGAUAUUGAAAAUGUUUCCAAUAAGACAGGCUAUAUUGAUGCAUCAGGAGAUUAUAGGCGGUCAUGUAGGUCUCCUGGGUCAGUCCCCACAUGUUCGGAUGAUAACAUGAAGGAAAAUGUCUCUAGUAGAACAGACUAUGUUGAUGAACCAGAUAGUUCUUUCAGUGAACUUUCAUCUAUGUCAGUCCCCACAUGUUCGGAUGGUAACAUGGAGGAAAAUGUCUGCUGUAGAACAGAUUAUGUUGAUGAACCAGAUAGUUCUUCCAGUGAACUUCUAUCUAUGCCAGUCCCCACAUUUUCGGAUGGUAACAUGAAGGAAAAUGUCUCCUGUAGAACAGAUUAUGUUGAUGAACCAGAUAGUUCUUUCAGUGUGUCAGUUCCCACAUGUGUGAAUGGUAACUUGAUGAAUAUUGUUUCCAGUAGCCCAGAUUAUGUUGAUGAACCAAAUGAUCUUAACAAACUUGUAUCUAAUUCUAUUCCUCCAUGUAAAAAUACAAACAGUAAUGGGAGUAUCACAGAUUAUAUAUUCUCUGAACCAGAUUAUAUUUCAGGAUUCCUCGAAGAAAGCACUAACUCUUAUAAAAGUAAACCUUUGAAAGGACAAAUUUUACAAACUGAAAAUAAAGAAAGUGAUCAGAUAGGAACUUCAAAGUUUAAUGGUAGAACAGACAAAGAAAAUGUAAAAGUGAAUUGUAAUGAUGGUUAUGUACCACAUGAACACGUUGUAGAGGCUAUGGAAUCUUCAUUAGAUGAGGUUCAAGACAAAAAUAUUCAAAACGAAAGACAAGGAAUAUCUCAAAAUCCAACAAGUUCUUGUAAUCUUGUAAAUGCUAAUGUUCAUAAACCAUCAGAUUCUUUGCAAAGACCAGAUAAAGAAAUGGAUAAAAUACAAGACACAGAACAAAUAACAGAGACAUUAGAUUAUGUCAAAACAGAAAGUUUUCUUGGAUAUGUUUCUAAUGAAAUUUCACAUUUAAAAUAAUACUAAAAAAGAAAUUAGAUUUGAAUAUCUUCAGCAUUUUUUUACAGAUAAAUAGUUUUCAAUAUGGAAGGUAUUUGAGUGUAAAAACUACUUGCUUCAAUAUUGCAAUUUACACAAAAAAAUCAUUCCACUUAUAUUUGCUGACCAUGUUUGAUGAUUAACAGAAGAGCAAAAAACACAAAAACAAAUGAAACUAAACACAAAAAUGCACAUGUGAAUGAAGAAAACUUCUAAGCUGUUUAAAUAUUUAAACGUUUUUUUUUUUGUCUCUUUAAACAAAAGCUUCUUGAGUCACCUUUUUGAAACAAUAUUUCAAUACCAAAAAUUUGCAUCUGCUCUUCUCAGCAAUUUAUUUUAAAAGUUGCUAAUAAAAGUCAGCAUUUUUUUUUUUUUUUAAUCGCCCUAUUUUGCAAGAAUUUGGCCCCUCACAGUGACUGCCAGACCUUCAAGAGUUGGGGGUCAACACUGUAAAGUAUCUCUGAGUGGUUGGCGUUAGGAAGGGCAUCCAGCUGUAGAAACUCUGCCAAAUUAGAUUGGAGCCUGGUGUAGCCAUCCAGUUGCACCAGUCCUCAGUCAAAUUGUCCAACCCAUGCUAGCAUGGAAAGCGGACGUUAAACGAUGAUGAUGAUGAUGAUGAUGAUGAUGAUGAUGAUAUAUAUAUAUAUAUAUAUACUUAAAAUAUGCUUAAAAAGCAGUGACAAUAUGUUAUGUUAAAGUUGCUACUGUUGUUUAUUCACUGCUUCUCCAAAGGCUUUCAUUCUUGUCUAUGCAACAACACCCUGGUGACAGAAACAAACAAAGGAAUGACUCUACCUCCAAAUUAUGUCCUCUACCCAAAUGUCCUAAUCUAGCAGACCUACCGACUGACAUACCUGUGUCUUUAUGAAACGAUUCUAUUCUAAACAGAUUUAGCUAAUUUCCUUUAUCUUAAACCAUUUUCAAAUGAAACAAAAAGAAAUUUUGACUAAAAAGAAAAGAAAAAAAAGUCAUAUCCAACAACAAAAGUGAAAAAUUUGAUGCUGCUGCUGGUCAGGCAUUGAUAUUAAUUUUUUUAAUCCCUUUCAGCACAGUCUGAAAUCAAUAAUUAGAAAGACUUUGGAUAGAAUUUAUUGUUAUCUUUUAUUCUAAGAUCACCUGAAGAUGUAAAAUCCCUGCCUAGUUAUAUAAAUUCCUCGGGUAUAUUUUCUCUAUCUUCAUUCCAAGUAGAAGCUACCUUUCAUACAGUUAGGAUCAUCAAAAUAAGGAUUAAUUAUUGGCAUUGAUUAACUCCCAAGUCAGCCUUGAUCAAGUGAAUCUAUGGUCAUUUUUUAAAAUUGAACUAUGCAUCAGACCACAUUUGUCUAAUUCAGUGGUUUUCAACCAUUUUUUUUUUGUCUUUUGUCUGUACACCACUUUGAUUCCUAUUUCACUUGGAUGGACCCUGACAGCCUUUCAUGUUAAAAAAAAGAAUCCUAUUAUAGUUUUAUAAUAAAAUAUUAGAAAUUGUAUUAAAAAAUUGCUGAAAUACAGUAAUCCCUCAACUAUUGUGGGUGUUAUGUCCCCCCCUCCCCCGUGAUAGGUGAAAAUCUGUAAAGUAAAAACAGUACUGUACUGUAUAUUUUUUUAAUUAUUUUUAUAAUUUGUAUAUAUUUAUUUCAUUAUGAAUGCAAAACAACACCACAGAGGAAUCAACGUAAGCUUAAAUAAUAAACUGUGAUAGGUGAACCGCGACAUGGCAAAGGAUUACUGUAUUUUACAUAUUGUAGAAAUAUCACCAAUUUAUUGCACAUAAAUUUUAACAACAGUAUCUUAUAUGGAUCCCCAAGGGUCAUAUGAACCCUGGUUGAGAACCUCUAGUCUAAUGUAUCCUCUCUUUCUCUUUUUGAGAUGAUAAAGUGUAAAUUGAGGGAGAUCUGGCUGCUAUAUCUAGCAGUUUGAACAACCACUCAGUGGCUUCUUAAUUGGCUCAGUGUACUUAUUUCAUUCAGUAGUUGAUUCAAUUAUCUAUAACUCUCUUUUAUAAUGUUGUUGAUUCGUAUAAAGUCAAACUAAAUCAUCCUCACUUAACUAGCAAACUGUAAACUCCUUUCAAGCUUCAAUUUAAUUCUGUGAUUUGUAGUUCAAACCAAUUCACUUCUUUCCUUUUGGCUCUUCCUGCCUUUGGACUAUCAUUCCCCGUCUCUAUGAAUUUGUAAUCCUGUGUUUAAGUAAGAAUACAUUGUAAACUUAGGAGAAAGCUAAGACAGCUGAUAAUAAAAGUAAAUACUGAAUGGGAUUUAUCACUGAGCCCCCACCUCCAUCUCUCUCUUGCUCAUACACCCAGGAUUCCAGUUUCAAAUCCCAUUAGAGGUGACUUCACCUCUACAGUUUAAAUUCUAGGAGAGAGGAGCAAUACCACAAGCACUAGUUA
This is a messenger RNA of Octopus bimaculoides (California two-spot octopus), 4401 nucleotides long. RefSeq lists its product as uncharacterized. Lineage: Eukaryota; Metazoa; Mollusca; Cephalopoda; Octopoda; Octopodidae. Gene Ontology annotation, molecular function: protein binding. The record is from RefSeq and is a predicted model, not a curated record.